CUAGAUGCUCCACCAGCCUAAGGCCAGAGCACGAGGCGCUAGUGUUGAUAAUCGGACAAUCCAGGACCCCACUAAGAGGUGCGCCGGAUCUAGAGAAUUGCUUGACAGGCUCAAGGGAGGAUCCAAGCACAUGCAAGACGCACUGAUUGAUUUCUUUUUCUUUCUGCCUUUUAGAUUUUUUUCUUUCUUGUUUUUCUUUUCUUUUCUCUUGCCGAAUAAUGCAUCAGACCAAUCGGUCUCGAUCCAGACGCACUAGGAUUCGGACAGCAAGCUCCACCCCCUUGUCCACCGGAUGAGCGGAGUCCAGCAGUGACCUGCCACCAAUCUACGGUCGAGAAU
Molecule: messenger RNA, 339 nt
Organism: Aspergillus alliaceus
Lineage: Eukaryota; Fungi; Ascomycota; Eurotiomycetes; Eurotiales; Aspergillaceae
Exons: 2
Coding region: 5-256 (83 amino acids)
Source: RefSeq, a predicted model, not a curated record